This is a messenger RNA of Cygnus atratus (black swan), 3367 nucleotides long. RefSeq names its product D-glutamate cyclase (gene DGLUCY). Lineage: Eukaryota; Metazoa; Chordata; Aves; Anseriformes; Anatidae. The record is from RefSeq and is a predicted model, not a curated record. The transcript is spliced from 13 exons. The coding region runs from base 1179 to 3029 and encodes 616 amino acids. Gene Ontology annotation, molecular function: D-glutamate cyclase activity. Gene Ontology annotation, biological process: glutamate metabolic process.
UAAAUAUCUAUUUAUGACCCUUAUCUAAAGGUUUCUAAAUUUCAAAGCCAAAUACCCCUUAUUUCAAAUGUAGAGUUCAACCUUAAUUUGCUAGAUGAACCACUAUCUGAAAACAUAUAAAGCACUUCCUCUUUGGAGUGGUACACAAAGCACUUCUGUGCUUUCAAAUGAUUCAAAGCAGAUGGGGACAAAAAGGAUCAUUAAUGGAUUCUUCAAAUAAAGCAUCACAAGUAUAACUGUGAGACCUGUGUGGAAAAUGAGGUGGAGUGAAUUUUCAAAGAAGUUAGUACUUUUCACAGAAGUCAUUUGGCAGAAUUUCAAAUCAGCUUGAUAAUUAAGCAGCAGGUCUUUUUAAGCCCUGUUUACAUUAACAAACCUCUGUAACCAUAUUCAUACUAGGGCAAAACAUAGUACACAAAGGCUUCUCAUAGGUUAUAAUUAGUUUAGAUUACUUUCCAUUAUGUAUCAGUAAAGGCAGCCCGUGGGCUGGCUCAUGUUUCAAGUUACCCUGCUGUUCCUGUUAGCGCAGCGGUAGCUUUGGGUAAGUUACCUGCAUGACAAUAUCUGGAAAAAAACCUGCCCAACAGUGUUAACUAGUGACUUCUGCACUUUUUUUGGCCAGUGAACCUGUGCAUGCCACCAACCAUUCUUAAUAUUAAACUUUAAAUUCAAAAUAAGAUAAAAGUUACAUAAAAAUGCAAGAUUAUAUUACAAGAAAAAAAAAAGACUUUGGGCUACAUGCAAGCAAGUCUCUAGAUUACACUUUAAAAAAAAUCACUGCAUUAAACCAUAUUCUUAUGUGUACCAACACCACUGGAAAACCAGACCUAUAACGUCAGAGACUGGUAUUAACUGCUUUCCAGUCUUCAAGUUGACUUGUUUGUUGCUCUUAGCAGCAGCAUAUUUUACAGGCUGUUUAUUUGCAGGUGAUCCAUUUUUUAAAUUGCAGAAAUACUAUAUAUUUUUAAUUUUAUUUCGUGAAUUUGCUUGACAGUUGUAACAGCAAAACAGUCACACUGACACUUCUGAAGGAUAUAUUAAUCCUUUUGUGCUAUUAUCGAUUUUUUCAUUUUUAUCUGACGCAGUUUAGCACAGCAGUAUGGACACACCCACUGCAUCUAAAAGUGGAAUCUUUCUGACACUUAAAUGACAUCUUCCUAUUUUCCCAGGCUGAAAGGAUGCUCUUGACAGGAGGCUUGAAAUCUCUCCUUCCCCACGUACUAAGAAGAAUAAUUCGUUGCAACAGACUCAGUAUCAGUAAUACUUCUGGAAUGGCAGAAGGCUAUAAACAAGCUAACGUUGUGAUUUUGCACAAGUCCCUGGCUGAUGACUUUGAGAAGUUCUGUCACGCAAACAAUGGACCUCUGCCAUUGCUGUACAGAAGCAGACCAGGUGACUGGAAAUGUCCUUCUCUGAGUAGUGAUUCUGAUAUCAGAACUGACUGCCCACAGUACAGAGUGUACGAGCAUGGAGCCUUCACUGGAUCUGUAAAAAGUCUAAAGGAAUAUUCUGAACAACUUAAGGACAUGGUGACUUUCUAUUUAGGCUGCAGCUUUUCUUUUGAAAAAGCAUUCCAAAAUGCUGGCAUUCCUAUAAGAAAUGUUGAACAAGAAUGUAAUGUAAGCAUGUAUAAGACAGCUGUGCCAUGCUACAGUAUUUCUACUUUUUGCUGCAACUUAGUAGUCACAAUGAGACCUAUUCCUGAAGGCAAAUUAGAAGCAGCUGUACUAGCAACAUCUGAACUAAAAGAAGCUCAUGGAGCACCAAUUCACAUAGGUGACCCUGGUCUGUUGGGAAUACAAGAUCUUUCCAAACCAGACUAUGGAGAUCCAGUUCACCUUCACCCUGGUGAUAUUCCGGUGUUUUGGGCCUGUGGUGUAACAGGAGUAGAAGCAGUCAUCAACUGCAGAUCUCCAUUAGCUUUUACUCAUUCUCCUGGCUGCAUGUUCAUCACUGACCUAAAGAAUGACAGUGUUACAGUCGGGUCCUCAAGAGAAGUCCCACAAGUCUACUUCAUUUCACAAGAUCCUUUGCAUUAUAGUAUGGUAUCAGCAGAAGCAGCGCAAAAGAUAAAGAAUCUGGAGAACCUAAUUGGAAUAGACCCAGGAGAGCGGGGUAUAAUUCAUUUACACUGCCCGGAUGAACUGCUGAAGGCUUGCCUGGCCAUCUCCCAUGCUCGGUCGGUGUUGAUAACAACUGGAUUUCCUACCCACUUCUCUUACGAGCCACCAGAAGAGAAUGAUGGGCCCCCAGGAGCCCUCGCUAUCGCAGCCAUGCUGCAGGCCUUGGAGAAAGAUGUUGCCAUAGUAACAGAUCAGAGAGCCAUGGAUCUGAAUAAAAAGAUUAUUGACGAUGCUGUUCAACUAGGAAUCCUGAAGAGACCUGUCCCUCUACUGAGUUAUCGAAGGGAAAAUGCUGAUUCAGCUUUGAUGUUUUUGUGUGAGAAUGGGAAUCCCGGAAGACCUAGAUUUGAUCACCUGAUAGCAAUAGAGCGUGCUGGAAUGGCUGCUGAUGGCAAUUACUACAAUGCCAGGAAAGUUAAUAUUAAACAUCUAGUGGAUCCCAUAGAUGACCUAUUUUUAGCUGCACAAACCAUUCCGGGAGUCACAACAACAGGUGUUGGAGAUGGAGGAAAUGAAUUAGGAAUGGGCAAAGUAAAAGAAGCUGUAAAGAAGCACAUAAAAAAUGGAGAUAUUAUAGCCUGUGAUGUUGAAGCUGAUUUUACUGUUGUAGCUGGUGUCUCUAACUGGGGAGGCUACGCCAUUGCAUGUGCUUUGUAUAUUCUCAGCACCUGUGAAAUACAUGAUCGCUACCUGAGGAAAGCUGUGGGGUUUCCACGAUUACUGAAGAUGGUCUGGCUACCUGCACUUCCAUCAGUUACAAAGGAAGAAAAGCUUCUGAAAGCACUUGUGCAGCACGGGGUCCGCAGUGGAAAAACUGCCAGUCUAGAAAUGGAAGUGGACGGGCUGCCCUUCUACGACACCCACUCGCUUAUGAUUGAGAAGCUGCUGCAAGAGGUGCAGCAGUAACUGCCCCGUAAGACUUCCAAAUCAGGAGUUGCUCCUACUUUCUUAUUUCCUAGGCUUUUUCUGAUCUUUUUUACCUUGUAAGAGAUGAGUCUCUGUCUCUUAAGUACUGGACUUUUCAUCUCUGGUGUCUUGCCCAUGCACAACCUGUUAUUAUUGCCCUUAUAAUAUUUUGGUGAAGCAGGAAGGAGAUAUCAUGAUGAUUUGGUCUACCUUUCUUUUCUGUAAUUUCAUAAUGGAUAUUAAAUGAUAUUAUAUACUAGGAGGUGAUCUGGCUUUUACAAAGAAAACUUCUCAUUAAAAUGAAAUAUGAUUGCAUUGCUGUUCCUGUUUUACUAACC